AUGGCACGACACUACGAUACUAUUUCUGGGAGCUUCAUUUUCAGAGAGGGAGAGAAUAAGAAGGUGCUUCCCUUAGAGGACGAGGACGUGGCUCGUGUUUAUGGCCUUCCUCACAUUGGGGAAGAAAUAGUGCUGGAGAAGUGUAUGGACAAAACCAAGUUGUCGGCUUUUCAAGCCGAGAUUGGGAUGGGAGGAAACAGGUGCAGGAAUUUUCCUCUGAGUGAAAUGGUGGACAAGUUAACGGAUGAGAAUGCUAGACCUCCUAUUCGUAAAGCCGUCAAGCAGUUCAUGCUGCUUGCUCUUGCCUCGCUGCUCCGACCAUCAUGGUCACGGAAUUGUGAGCUUGACUAUGCGGAGUUCCUCGUUGGGAAGAUUGAGCGGAUAAAAAGCUACAACUGGUUUGGUCUUGUUGUAGCGGAACUGAAGAGUAGUCUUGCUGCAGUUCAAGGAAAGGCAUUCCUUGACUAG
This is a messenger RNA of Linum trigynum, 468 nucleotides long. Lineage: Eukaryota; Viridiplantae; Streptophyta; Magnoliopsida; Malpighiales; Linaceae. The record is from the annotation of a GenBank genome assembly.